AUGUUCGAGGAAAUUCUUGACUUUUGUAAACUUUACCCCUUAGCAAGAGCUGUACGCGCAGUCAAUAAAGCUUUCUGUUUGGAAUACCUUUGGAAGCAGGAUUAUGAAAAGGAAGAACAAAAUGGAUUUGCAAUAAUGCAACGCGAGAAGCGUCUAACAGAUGAAAGGGCAGCGAUUCUGAAGACAAAGCUGCAUGGCUGUUGGGGUGACGACGAACUGUGGCACGCUAAAUACUCCCAGGAACUUUACAGUGUCGAUGAGGCAUUGCUUCAAACGCGAAAUUUGUAUCAAGCUCACAAGCAAAAGAUGCAUCAACUAUUGCUGAGCAAAACAAGCCAUGCCUAUUAUAGGGACGUAUUGAUGGCUCGUAAGGUCCAGUAUGCUUUUAUCCUAGGACAUGAUAAGCCAUACAGUUGGCGGAAAACGAGAGACGCUUGUGCUCGGAGCAGGGGUUGCUGUGGUAGAGAGUGUGGGUGUUGUGAGAAGCCUUUGAAGGAUUACUAUAUUCUGUCUGGUUAUCUUUCGAAAGAAAGAACAAAGAUUGAACUGUACGGGCAUUGCACUGCUGAAUGUGGUUGUUGUAUUAAAUAUACUGGUGGUUAUACGCCACAUCCGCUGUUCAAGGAUUCAGAAGAUAGUCGGGAGAAGUGA
Messenger RNA from Talaromyces proteolyticus, 651 nucleotides. RefSeq lists its product as uncharacterized. The transcript has a single exon. NCBI's taxonomy places the organism in Eukaryota, Fungi, Ascomycota, Eurotiomycetes, Eurotiales, Trichocomaceae. The record is from RefSeq and is a predicted model, not a curated record. The coding region runs from base 1 to 651 and encodes 216 amino acids.